Epinephelus lanceolatus (giant grouper) is the source of this 1975-nucleotide messenger RNA. RefSeq names its product protein Z, vitamin K-dependent plasma glycoprotein a (gene proza). Gene Ontology annotation, biological process: blood coagulation; proteolysis. NCBI's taxonomy places the organism in Eukaryota, Metazoa, Chordata, Actinopteri, Perciformes, Serranidae. The record is from RefSeq and is a predicted model, not a curated record. Gene Ontology annotation, cellular component: extracellular region. Gene Ontology annotation, molecular function: serine-type endopeptidase activity; calcium ion binding.
UUACACUCACCAUCGGCAGUAAACAGCGAGCAGGCUUCUUGGAUGUGGUCAUCAUCCGUUAUUCGGGAUCAAUAGGCCCGAUCCGUGCAGGAGGCUGCGGUGUGUUUUAGGACCAGCGAGCAGCGACAGGGACCAGACCGGGCCGGUACCGUGAUCCAGUCCGGGACGGAGAACACACUGUUCCCCACUGCACCAAUAACUCAACUCAGCUCGGGCGUCGGUGUCACCAUGAACUCCUGGACCACAUCUGCUGCUCUGCUGUGUCUGCUGGCGUGGGCCGCGGCAGCCGUUCAGACCCCCGAGUCAGUGUUCCUGGACAAGCAGCGGGCGAGCUCGGUGAUCGCCCGUCAGAAGAGGAACGUUGGCGGCGGUAACCCUCCCAGCCUGGAGCAGGUUUGCAUGGAGAAAGUGUGCAACUACGAGGAGGCUAGAAAGAUCUUCCAGGACUCGUACCGCACUGAUAUUUUCUGGUCUGUCUACAUUGAUGGAGACCAGUGUGCAGAGAAACCCUGCAAGAAUGGAGCCAUGUGUUCGGACAGCGUGGGAGGCUACGACUGCGUCUGCAAGUCGGGUUUCUCAGGGGUCCACUGUGAAAAAGAUGAGACUCUGUGCACGCUGGAAAAGAACAAAGGCUGCUCCCAGUUCUGUAAACCAGGCUACACGUCCUACGAGUGCUCCUGCGCCCACGGAUGGAAGCUCAGCAACACGGACAGGGAAAAGUGUUUGCCUGCAGUCACGUACCCCUGUGGUAAGGUGCACACUCUGAGUCGGUGGGAUGACAGACUGUCCAGCAAUGUUCGCAGCAACUUUGAAGGACUUACCUGUUCUUCUUUGGAGUGUCCCUGGCAGGCUCUUCUGAAGAGCACAGAGUCCGAAGGUUACUGUAGCGGCGUCAUUCUGAAGGAGAACCUGGUCCUGACUUCAGCUCAGUGUGCCAACAAAUACAACUCCUUCCAGGUGGCUGUCGGCAAGCGCACCAUCAGCCAUGACCCUGGAGAGCAGGUGCUGUACGUGAAACUAGUUCACAUCCACCCGCGCUACGUGUCAGGUAGCCCAGAAAAUGACCUGGCUGUGAUUGAGCUCCGUGAUCGCAUCAGGUUUAUGAAGGAUGUGGUUGCUGCCUGUGUGCCAGAAAGAGACUUUGCGGAGAGCAUCCUGAUGAACGGAGAGUUCCCGGCCAUUGUCACCGGCUGGAAAGAAUCAAAUCCGGCAGCUGCUUUCCAGGGCCAGCUAAAGCUUAACCAACUGGCGUACAACCGCCUGCCACAGUGUCUGGAGACUCACCCCAACCUGAUGACCAAUAAAAUGGGCUGCACUACUCCCCGGACCAACGCUGACUGCACCAUGAGCUCCGGCAGCCCCUUACUCACCCUGUACAGGGAGGUGUUCUUCCUUACUGGGGUGGUCAGCCAGCCUCCAGGGGCUGACUGCAACAAAGGGUACAUCUUCCAGAAAGUGUCUCGCCACCUCGGCUGGCUGCGGUCUCUCAUGGGUUCACGUUAGGCAGGGUAGUCAGGGAGAACAUGGAGGUUAUUAGUAAUGGAAAAUAUAUUAUAAUGCAGGUACUUAAAGCAGGGAAUCAGAUGAACAUUUUCAUCAAGCAUAUCUAGCUCAACCUUUGUUUCAUCCUCUGUCUUUUAACAAUAUCCAUCUCUUAUAGGAACAACUAUACCAACCAUAUAGUCACAGUCAAGGAUUCCUAUCUGUCUCUGUGGACUUCCUUAUUUAUCCACAAGAUGGCGCUCUGUUAACAUAAACAGAGACGCACUUCAUGUACGAGUCUGACAACCAGAGGGUCAGAGGCAGCAAGAAGUACAAUGAAUUAUUCAGCAUGUGUUUUGUGAUGUGGACAUACCUUUUAAUAACCUAUAUGUGAUGAUAUUUUAGGUGACUACUGUACUGAUUGACAUGCACCUUGUAACACUCCAGGUAUUCACUGUUCUAUGAAUGUAAUAAAUCCUAACAACACACCUGA